AUGCCGAAAGAACAGUACCGUGAAACCUACGUCGGGAGAAAAAUUUCUCAUGUCACAUUCAAUGUGGACAGUGCUUCUGCGAUACAACAGGCAGCCCAUAUUCAAGUCAUCACAAAGAACCUGUAUGCCCAGGAUGGCCAGAGGGUACCAGCUACAUAUGGUGUCCUGGACAGACGAAUGGGUACAAAUCAAAAAGAUGCCAACUGUGAUACCUGCGGGCUUGGGUUGGCAGAGUGUGUUGGCCACUACGGGUACAUAGAACUGGCACUGCCAGUGUUUCAUGUUGGAUACUUCCGAUCUAUUAUCACUAUAUUACAAACUAUUUGUAAGGAAUGUGCCAGGGUCAUGUUACCGGAACCAUUGAAGAAAUCCUAUUGCCGCAAAUUUAUGAACCCUGACAUCAUGUAUUUACACAAAAAGAAUCUUCGUGCAGCGGUCCAGAAGAAAGCAAAGACAUGUACCAAGUGCAUGCAUUGUGAUGCCUUGAACGGUAUGGUGAAGAAAAGUUCCGCUGGCAUAUUGAAGAUAAUACAUGAUAAGUAUAGGACAAAGAAACCCACGGAUCCCAUAGUGAAACGGGUUUUAAAGGAUUUUCAUGAAGCUAAAGAGUCAAACAAGGAGUUAGCUUCUAUGAUUAAUAGUGGGUUGAUUAUAGAAUUGAGCCCUUUAGAGGUCUUAAACCUAUUCCGUCGGAUCCCUGACGAGGACAUACCUCUACUUGGCAUGAACUCAAAACUGACGAGGCCUGAAGACUUGAUCCUCACACGACUGCCAGUUCCGCCUCUCUGUAUCAGGCCUAGCGUCGUCUCCGAGAUCAAGGCCGGCACUAAUGAGGAUGAUCUAACAAUGAAACAAUCAGAGAUCCUGCUUAUCAAUGAUGUGAUAUCUCGUCACAUAGCUAGCGGUGGCAAGAGCGAGUUAGUUCAGGAAGAUUGGGACUAUCUGCAGCUGCAUGCAGCGCUGUACAUCAACAGUGAGAUGUCAGGAAUACCUUUGUCUAUGCAGCCUAAGAAACCUGGUCGUGGCUUAGUGCAGAGGCUAAAAGGCAAGCAGGGACGCUUCCGUGGGAACCUCUCCGGAAAGCGAGUUGACUUCUCCAGUAGAACUGUCAUAUCUCCCGACCCCAACUUGCAGAUUCAAGAGGUAGGAGUACCAGUUCACGUAGCCAAGAUCCUCACGUAUCCUGAGCGAGUGUUCCCUGCCAAUCUAAACUGGCUCCGGAAGCUGGUCUGCAAUGGCCCUGACGUACACCCUGGGGCUAACUACGUGCAGCAGCGGGGUUUGAAACAUAAAAAAUACCUCAAAUAUGGUAACAGAGAGAAGAUUGCGCAGGAGUUAAAGUGUGGUGACAUAGUUGAACGCCAUCUAGUGGACGGUGAUGUGGUACUCUUCAACCGUCAGCCAUCGCUUCAUAAACUCUCCAUCAUGUGUCACAGGGCCCGGGUUCAACCACAACGAACCUUCAGAUUCAACGAAUGCGUGUGUACUCCGUACAACGCUGACUUUGAUGGAGACGAAAUGAAUAUGCAUUUACCUCAAACUGAGGAGGCGAGGGCUGAGGCGCUCAUACUUAUGGGGAACAAAUCUAACCUGGUGACCCCCCGGAACGGAGAGUUGCUGAUCGCCGCGACGCAAGACUUCAUCACUGGCGGGUACCUGAUCACCCAGAGGGACACAUUCCUCACUCGUGAGGAGGCACAGCAAUUGGCCACGUGCCUGCUGGCCGGACCUGACGCCACCAUACCGAUCGACAUGCCUCCACCCGCUAUACUCAAGCCGAGGAUGCUGUGGACUGGAAAGCAGAUAUUCAGUCUAAUAAUGAAACCCAAUAAGAAGUGCGAAGUGAAAGCUAAUUUAGAGACUAAGGGGAAGAAUUACACCGGAAACAAGGAUAUGUGUGUACAAGAUUCCUAUGUUAUAAUACGAAAUUCGGAGCUGUUAUGUGGUUCAAUGGACAAGAGUACGUUAGGUUCUGGUACAAAGACUAGUAUAUUUUACGUACUGCUCCGGGACUGGGGCGAGGAGUAUGCUGUCAGGGCUAUGUGGAGGUUAGCCCGCAUGGCGUCAUACUACAUGAUGAAUAGAGGGUUCAGUUUUGGUAUCAUCGAUGUGAGCCCCGGCAGGAAACUGCUGGAAGCCAAGAAUAAGUUGCUCGAAUCUGGAUACUCAAAAUGUGACGGAUAUAUCUUGGAGAUGGAGAAGGGCACGCUGCAGUGUCAGCCGGGCUGUACCAUGGAGGAGUCCCUGGAGGCAGUUAUGUUGAGCGAGCUCAGCAGCAUCAGAGAGUUGGCGGCCAAAGCCUGCUUCCGGGAACUGCAUCGCACGAAUGCUCCUCUUAUAAUGGCACAGAGCGGCUCUAAGGGAUCAAAUAUCAACAUAUCGCAAAUGAUUGCGUGCGUGGGUCAGCAGGCGCUGAAUGGCAAGCGAGUGCCCAACGGGUUCGAGGAUAGGUCGUUGCCGCACUUCGAAAGACAUUCCAAGAUCCCCGCAGCCCGUGGUUUCGUAGAGAACAGCUUCUAUUCCGGGUUGACUCCAACGGAGUUCUUCUUCCACACGAUGGGAGGACGGGAGGGUCUCGUGGACACCGCAGUGAAGACCGCCGAGACGGGUUAUCUGCAGAGGCGGCUUGUUAAGUCUCUAGAAGACCUGGUACUCCACUAUGAUAUGACAGUUCGGAACGCCACAGGCGAAGUAGUAGAAUUCCGUUACGGGAGUGACGGCUUGGACCCUAGCUAUAUGGAGGGGAAGGACAGACCAGUGGACCUUUCAAGGGUAUUGGUGGAUGUUCGUGCCAAAUACUUAUCUAGGGACGAGGACCCCCUCGAUGGUGAUGGCAUAGUUCUGGCGGCUGAAGAGACAUUGGCCCUGGACGACUUCAAGACGUGCACACAAGAGUUCAAGACUGAACUUCUCACAUUCCUGAAAGGUAUCGCGAACAAAGUGAAUAUUCUCCGCAAGUGUUACGGAAACUGCGGCUCCGUGGCCAAGCAGCUGGAGCGGCUGACGCUGACGCAGCUGGUGCAGUUCCUGCGCGUGUGCCACCACAAGUACCAGCGUAGCGUCAUCGAGCCGGGUACUGCUGUUGGGGCCUUGGCUGCACAGAGUAUUGGUGAACCCGGUACCCAGAUGACGUUGAAAACUUUCCACUUCGCUGGAGUUGCAUCCAUGAACAUCACGCAAGGAGUACCUCGAGUCAAGGAGAUCAUAAACGCAUCCAAGAAUAUAUCCACGCCUAUCAUUACCGCAGAACUGCAGCAGCCACUCGACCAAGAGUUCGCCAGGAGAGUUAAAGGCAGAAUCGAGAAGACCACGUUGGGAGAGAUAACAACUUACAUUGACGAAGUGUACCUACCGAACGAGUGCUUUCUGCUUAUAAGAUUAGACGCAGAGAGAAUACGGCUGCUGAGUCUCGAAGUCAACGUAGAAUCUAUUGUUUAUUCAAUAUGCACAUCGAAACUGAAGCUAAAACCGGCGAACGUCCAGAUCGUAUCAGACUGGGCGAUCAAAGUAAUCGGCGAGCCCACCAAGCACGGUGGCUGGCUCAACAUGACUCUGCAGCAGCUCGUCCGCCAGCUCCCAGCCGUCGUUGUCAAGGGCCUUCCUCAAGUGUCCAGAGCUGUGAUAGCAUGUGACGACACAUCCAGUAUCGUUAAGUACAAGUUAUGCGUAGAAGGGGAUGGACUUCGCGAUGUUAUAGCGACGUAUGGAGUUGACGGAACCAAGACAACAUCGAAUAAUAUUCUGGAGGUGUACCAUACUCUCGGCAUCGAAGCAGCCAAGUCCACCAUCAUCAGCGAGAUCCAGGCCGUGAUGGAAGGUCAUGGCAUGAGCGUUGAUAGGCGCCACGUGGAGCUGUUAGCUGGACAGAUGACGGCCCGGGGUGAGGUUCUGGGUAUCACCAGGUACGGGCUCGCCAGGAUGAAGGAAUCCGUGCUCAACUUGGCUAGUUUCGAAAAGACCGCCGACCAUCUGUUCGACGCUGCCUACUACGGCCAAACAGACUGCAUAGAGGGAGUCUCCGAGUCCAUCAUCCUUGGAGUUCCAGCGGCCAUUGGGACCGGAGUCCUACAGCUGAUGCACGCCCAUCCAAGAACCGAGCCGUUGUUAAUCAAAGAACUCGUCUUCGACAGGCCAGAGUAUCACACCUCUAUAUGGGACUAG
Arctia plantaginis is the source of this 4161-nucleotide messenger RNA. Lineage: Eukaryota; Metazoa; Arthropoda; Insecta; Lepidoptera; Erebidae. The record is from the annotation of a GenBank genome assembly.